UUUUUUUUCCUUUCAGUUUGGAUCGGAUCUCUAGCGAUUGCAUUAACCUUUCUUCUUGGGCCAUUGGCAUCAGUUCUUUGCAAAGCUAUUACAUGUCGUUUCACCGCUAUUGCUGGAGGACUGACAUGCGCAGUGGGCUUGAUUCUGACGUCAUAUUCACGAAGCUUUGGGUUGAUGUUUUUCACCGUUAGCUUUCUUUAUGGUUUAGGUGCAUCCAUGAUAUUUACGGCUUCCUUUCUUAUCACGGCAAAGAACUUUCGCAGAUUUCAGUAUCUCGCUGUAGGGAUCGUUUCUCUUGGUGGUAGUGUCGGUGUGCUCAUUUUUGGCCCUCUCCUACAGUUCCUGAUAGAUAGAUUGGGCUGGAGAGGCACUUACAGAGUAACAAGUGUCUUGUUCGUCGUUGUGUGCAUCUGCGCAGUCUCGUUUGGUAAACCACGAUCGGAUUUUGAAGACGCAAAUGCUACGGCAAAUGAGAAUUGUACCGAUGAAUCUGAUAAGUUGACCAUUCCUGAAGAUCUAAUUACCACAAAAGACGUUAAACGCGCAGAAAGGAUAUAUUUGAAUCAAGUGCAAAAUAGAAAGGAAAGAAGCAAACUUAUUGACCUGUCAGUCUUCAAAGUACCUCGUUUUACUGUCGUAGUAACAAGUCUCACAUUAAUGUGCCUGGGACAUUACACGCCACAGUUGCUUUUGGUGAGUUUGUUUUUCGUAUUCCACGUGCACGCUAUGAGUGCACUACACACAGUUAUUUAACGCAGAAGCGAGAAAAAAUUGGUCCGUAUUAAUAUUGCCAGUGUACAGCGGUAAAAAAAACAAGGGAAAUUUCCCCGUUGACGCAACAGGCGAGGCGAGGUUACAAAAUAGGGAGCUUAAGCGGCGGCGACGACGACGACAAUGGCGAAAUUGUAUCUUUAAAAGUGAAUUGACGCUGUUUCAAAUUCCAUCGCUCUUAUUCCAUGCCGUUCAAUAGACCAUUUUACAGUUGUGAACUUAGUACCCUAACCUUCGAGUGAAUAUGAGGCUGAGGUUUACCUUGUUUUGACAAACCUUCUUUGCUUUGUUAUGGAAAUUGUCCUUGAAAAAUACUAGUUAGCAGAAGAAUAACUUGAUUUACUUAGUAAAGCAGUAUCAAAACAAAUCAAAACAAGGUCGACAACAGUCGACGAGUUUUAUCUGACAAUGACGUAAACAACAUGUAUAAGUCAAAACUUUUUUUCUUGUCUUUUACAGGUUAAAUACUGCCUCGAGGUGGGCAUUUCCGCUGACUCGGCAUCCACGCUUUUUAUCUUUAUCGGUUUAUCGUCAUCAUUUUCUCGUGUAGUCACUGGAAGAAUGUGUGACAUUUCUUGGAUAAACACUAUUUUUGUUUACCAGUUUGGUAAUCUACUUGUAGGCCUAAUUACCAUUUGUCUCCUACUGAUUAAAGACUACACAGGAAUGGUUGUAUUUGCAAUAGUAUAUGGAGUCGGUGACGGCAUUUUUAUCACAACAAUGAACUCCCUUCUCAUGUUUACAGUUGACGAGAAGCGCAGAGCAUCCGCCUUAGGACUUGGAAAUUUUUUAUUGUCUCUGGGCAUUGCCGGUGGACCUCCGUUGGCCGGUGAGAAUAUCUUUUUA
Molecule: messenger RNA, 1617 nt
Organism: Porites lobata
Lineage: Eukaryota; Metazoa; Cnidaria; Anthozoa; Scleractinia; Poritidae
Source: the annotation of a GenBank genome assembly